This is a messenger RNA of Coffea arabica (coffee), 2166 nucleotides long. Its product is annotated as tRNA (guanine(26)-N(2))-dimethyltransferase-like. Gene Ontology annotation, biological process: tRNA N2-guanine methylation. The record is from RefSeq and is a predicted model, not a curated record. NCBI's taxonomy places the organism in Eukaryota, Viridiplantae, Streptophyta, Magnoliopsida, Gentianales, Rubiaceae. Gene Ontology annotation, cellular component: nucleus. Gene Ontology annotation, molecular function: RNA binding; tRNA (guanine) methyltransferase activity.
CUACCCCUGCAGCUGCCCAGAAAGGCCAAACUAUAAACCACCGCUAAGUAACGGUCGGCAUAUUCUGGUCAUUUCCCGCCAUGCUAUCGCUCCCCCUGCAACUGCAACCUCUAUCCCCGCCUUUCUACCCUGCCAAUUCCCAACCUAAAACCCUAAAACCCGUUUUUCCCAAAGCGUGCAAAUCUCAAUACCAAACCGAAAGGGGUCUUCAGUUUGACAUCGGAGACACCUUCUUCCGCCAUGAGAGCGCCACCGGUCGUGACUUCGGCGUUCUCUCGGCAGCCCUCUAUAAGCAAUCCAAUGGCAGUCUUCGAGUUCUCGAUGCCCUAUGUGGAUGUGGAAUUCGGUCCCUCAGGUACUUAGUAGAGGCAAAAGCCGACUUCGUGUUAGCUAAUGACGCAAACGAAAACUAUAGAGGGAUUAUUUCGGGAAAUUUGUCCCGGAUUUCGGAAGAAAGAUGGGUUGUGAUGAAUUCGGAUGCCAAUAGAGUAAUGACGGAGCGUUAUCUGGAAAAGGAUUAUUUUGAUCUGGUCGAUGUUGACUCGUUUGGAAGUGAUUCUAGCUUCUUGAGAGCUGCUAUUGGGGCUGUCAAAUUGGACGGUUUGUUGUAUAUUACUUCUACUGAUGGCUACUCAUCCGGUGGCCACCGCCCUCAACAUUCUUUGGCUGCAUAUGGAGCAUAUGUUCGGCCAAUGCCAUACUCAAAUGAGGUUGGUUUGCGGAUGCUUAUAGGUGGGGCGCUUAGGGAGGCUUCUGUGCUUGGUUACCAUGUUGUGCCGUUGUUUUCCUACUACUCGUAUCACGGCCCUGUUUUUAGAGCAAUGCUUCAGAUUAAGCGUGGAAGGCUUCCUGAUAGCAGCACCUAUAACUUCAUCAGCCACUGCAUUCAGUGUGGAAAUUCUCAAACAGUUGCUUGGGAUCAACUUGGUCAGAUCAGAUGCCCCUGCAUCACUAAUGCAUGUGUUCCCAACUCGCUAAUCGUCUCGGGACCUCUUUGGACAGGACCUCUUCACCAAGCAUCUCACCUUGCACGCAUGUUGAAUUUGGCUGAGCAAUUGGGGUGGAUAAGCGACGGCAAUGGAAGAAACCUUGAAAAACUGAUAAGACUAAUGGUCGAUGAAAGUGACCCCAAACUGCCAGUUGGAUACAUCAAGAUUGAUGAGGUACUCAAGGAAUGUGUAGCAAGUCGUGCUAAACUUAAUUCUCCAUCCAUUGGGGCGAUAAUGAACACCUUGCACGAGGUAGCGUUUUCUCCUCCCUUGUGUUCUUUGUCAGAUCAGGAUCCUCCUAUUGCUUUAGAAACUUUUGAUCUCACAGCCUGGGCGAAUAUACUUUUGUGGGAAACCCCAUCUCUUGGCUUUGGUGAUGCAAAUAAUUGAUUAUCAUCAUCAUGAAAGCUUUGUGACACUUUGCCUGCUGAAUCCUUGAUCUAAUUGGCAUAUUGAGCAGUCACCUAAGAACGGGAAUUUGGAACUAUUGUGACAGGAGGGAUACGUGGCCAGUAGAUCACAUAUCGCUCCCAAUGCCAUCAAAACGAAUUGCCCCAUGACAGAAUGUAUAAAAACUUUUAAAGCGCUCCAACAGUGUUCAAUAAGAUGAUUUUUAAGAUGGUUUGAGUGUUCAACAGAGUUCAAAAUGCAGUCUAUACAUCCUAAAUAACAGCAGGGUUGACGGUCAGUUGAGAUGCAAGUGGAGGUCCUCAAAUGACGAUGAAAAUUUAUGGAGCUACCCUAAGAUCCUAGCAGACAAAGAAGUCUUGGGUGGGUUCGCCAAGGCAGAUGUGGCCUUUUAAAUUGCUGAAAUCGACCUCGCACUGCAAUGAUGCCAUUCCUUCUAAGCGUUAAGCUCAUAUGUCUAGUUACACUUCCAUUAGAUUCCUAAUGUGAACACAGCGUUGGUUUCUACCAAAUAGUAGUUCACCUUGGAAGGUCUUUCUACCCAACGUCAUAGAAACUAUUCUUUGAAAGUUCUAUAAUUCCAAUUCAGACUUGUAUGAUGUUGAAGCUAUGCGUAUGAAACGCACAAAAUUAGACAGUAGGAAAUUCAUAGCCUAGUACUGUGCCUCUGAAAAAGGGGAAACUGACCCAUAAUCUUAUAGUACUUCUUUUCUUGUUAUUUCAUGGAUUUUGCGCCCGUUGAUGUCAAUAUAUUACAUGUUAACGUCAA